UAUAUCUUCAUAUGUAAUAAAAAGCAGACUACAGAAGGGAAUUGGCAGAAACAGCAUAAAAGAUCUGCACUCCAGGAAAGGGAAUUUUGGCAGCUGACGAAUCUUAAGGAACUAUUGGUAAGAAGUUUGUUACAAUCAAUGUGGAGAACAAUGAAGAGAACAGAAGAGCCUACAGAGAAUUGUUGUUCACAUCUCCAGGAAUUGAAAACUAUAUUAGUGGAGUCAUUCUAUUCUCAGAGACAGUCAAACAUGCUACAAAGGAAGGCAAGAACUUUGUUGAGUUAUUGAAGGAAAAAGGAAUAAUUGCUGGUAUCAAAGUGGACAAGGGUUUGGGAGUAAUUCCAGGAACUCAAGAUGAAUCAGCUACUCUUGGAUUGGAUUCAUUGGCCAACAUGGCAGCUGAACACUACAAACUAGGCUGCAGAUUUGCCAAAUGGAGAGCUGUUUUGAAAAUUGGAAAUGGAUUACCAUCCUAAUAAGCCAUCAAGGAAAAUGCAUGGGGAUUAGCUAGAUAUGCUGCCAUAUGCUAAGAAAAUGGACUUGUUCCAAUAGUCGAACCAGAAAUCCUUGCUGAUGGUGAUCAUUCUAUUGAUGUGUGCUAAAAGGUCACCGAAAAGGUUUUGGCUGCUGUUUUCAAAGCUUUGAAUGAAAACAAUGUUUUCUUGGAAGGAUGUCUUCUUAAACCAAAUAUGGUCACUCCAGGAUCAACUAACUCAGAUAGAAGUAAGGUCACUCCUCAAGAAAUUGGAUAUAGAACAGCUUUAGCCUUAAGCAGAACAGUUCCAGGAGCACUCGUCGGAGUCACAUUCCUUUCAGGUGGAUAAUCAGAAGAAGAAGCAUCUUUGAAUUUGAACGCCAUGAAUUAAUUGACUACUGUGAGAAAACCAUGGGCGUUAACCUUUUCUUAUGGAAGAGCUCUUCAAAACACAGCCGUUAAGACUUGGGCUGGUAAAUAAGAGAAUUGGGAAGCUGCCUAACAAGCUCUCUUAACUAGAGCUAAGGCCAACAGUGAAGCUUAAUUAGGUAAAUACCAAGGAGGGCAAGGAGGAGCUUCAAAUGAAUCAUUAUUCGUGGCUGAUUACAAGUAUUGAGUAUUAUGAUAUUUCAUAAAAUAAUACGUAAUAUCGUCAUUGUUUAUUCUAAAUAUAUCAUCAUAUAUAAUUUAAUGA
This is a messenger RNA of Paramecium tetraurelia, 1169 nucleotides long. RefSeq lists its product as uncharacterized. Lineage: Eukaryota; Ciliophora; Oligohymenophorea; Peniculida; Parameciidae. Gene Ontology annotation, molecular function: fructose-bisphosphate aldolase activity. The record is from RefSeq and is a predicted model, not a curated record. Gene Ontology annotation, biological process: fructose 1,6-bisphosphate metabolic process; glycolytic process. The transcript has 5 exons. Gene Ontology annotation, cellular component: cytosol.